AUGGGUCGCGCGGGUCGCCCGCAGUACGACCGGCACGGUGUGGCCGUCAUCAUGGUGCACGAACCCAAGAAGCAGUUCUACAAGCGCUUCCUGUACGAGCCCUUCCCCGUGGAGUCCAGCCUGAGGGAGCAGGUGGCCGACCACUUCAACGCCGAGAUCGUUGCGGGCACCAUCACCAGCCGCCAGGACGCGGUGGACUACCUAACCUGGACCUACUUCUUCCGCCGCCUGCUGCAGAACCCCUCCUACUACGACCUGGGAGGCACGGAUGCGGAGUCGGUGAAUGCCUACAUGAGCGGCCUGGUGGCGGAGGCGCUGGGGCAGCUGGAGGAGGCGGGCUGCAUCACGCAGGGCGACGACGACGGCGAUUUAGGCGGCGGUGGCGGGGUUGUGCGCCCCACCCCGCUGGGCCGCAUCGCCUCCUUCUACUACCUGCGCCACCAGACGCUGCGACAGCUGGGUGGCGUCAUGCGGGGGGGCAUGGGCACCCGGGAGAUGCUGCAGGCCCUGUGCUCCGUCAGUGAGUUCGACGAGCUGCCCGUACGGCACAACGAGGACAAGAUCAACGCGGCACUGGCGCGGGAGGCGGGGGUGCGCUUCCCACCGGAUGCCAGGACCGCAGACGACCCGCACACCAAAGCGUCGCUGCUGCUGCAGGCGCACCUCUCCCGCCUGCCUCCCCCCAUCGCCGACUACCUGACCGACACCAAGUCCGUGCUGGACAACUCCGCCCGCCUGCUGCAGGCGCUCAUAGACCUGGCGGCGCACGGGGGCUGGCUGGACACGGCGCUAGCGGCAGUGAACCUCAACCAAAGCGUCACGCAGGGUCGGUGGAUCGACGACAGCAGCCUGCUGAUGCUGCCGCACCUGGAGGAGAGCCACGUGGAGGCGCUGGAGGCGGCGGGGCUGGGCUGCCUGCCUCUGCUGGUGGAGGCGCUGGCGGG
Messenger RNA from Astrephomene gubernaculifera, 944 nucleotides. The record is from the annotation of a GenBank genome assembly. NCBI's taxonomy places the organism in Eukaryota, Viridiplantae, Chlorophyta, Chlorophyceae, Chlamydomonadales, Astrephomenaceae.